AUGAUAUACAGCCUACCUUCGUCAGUCGAGGUACAUACAGUUCAGUUGCAACCUAGCCUAUCCAAGCCGAUCACACCAGCCAAACGGCUGCAUGAAACUGGGAUGAUUAGCUUCGAUGACGCCGACCUAGAUGGAGUAACUCUCCCUCACGUUGAUCCCCUCGUCGUGGAGCUACGCAUGAACAAAUUUACAGUUGAGCGUGUUCUCAUCGAUCAGGGAAGAACUUCGGAAAUAAUGUAUUACAAGACGUUUGUUAAACUUGGCUUCUUUGAUUUGGAUUUGUUUCCGGACGAUUACCCAUUGUUCGACUUCAACGCCAACCCUGAGUAUCCCUUGGGUAAGAUCACACUACCAGUAUGGGCGGGUACCAGAUCAAUAAAUGUGGAAUUUCUGGUCGUCAAACUCACGUCACUAUAUAAUCUCAUCAUGGGAAGGACUUGGUUGCACACCAUGUAG
This is a messenger RNA of Camellia sinensis, 456 nucleotides long. RefSeq lists its product as uncharacterized. The record is from RefSeq and is a predicted model, not a curated record. Lineage: Eukaryota; Viridiplantae; Streptophyta; Magnoliopsida; Ericales; Theaceae.